AAGCACCCGACCCACACCUUACGAAACCCCCGAUUUACUCCCAACAAAAAUUCAAAAAAAAAACCUAAACAAAUAAAUUUAAAAAAACAACGAAAAUACGCAGUUACGCCGGGUUGAAAGUACUUCUGAAAAAAAGAGUUCUCUCUCUACUCUUGAUACGCACACGCCGGAAUUGCAAGUCUGCAGCGUUCCAUUUCAUUGAAAUGCCGAGGAUCGGGCGUAUUUGGUUGCGAUAAAAAAAGUUUAACAUAAAAUAGCCGUGGGAAAGAAAGUCCCCAAGUGCCUGUUAAAGUUUUACAAUUUGUUAUACCCCCAUUUGGAUAAAUAAGUGAUAAAAAUUGAAUGAAGAAAGCCAUUGGAACUUUGCGGCAUUGAAAGAAUGGAGGGUUGAAUUGGUGCUGAUAAAUCUCACUCGAUGCCAGAACUUUUGGUGGAAAAGCUUCUACUGGGAGAGCCAUGAACGCAUCUGUUAUUGAAGUUCUUCAGCAGGCGAGCAGUCAAGAUCCUAAUGUCUUCAAACCGGCUGAACAGAUGCUCAGUGAGUGGGAGACGCAGAGAGGAUUUUAUACAACACUUUAUAAUGUCUUCUCCAAUUAUUCAUUAUCGGUGAAUGUCAGGUGGAUGGCAGUCCUCUGUUUUAAGAAUGGAGUGGAUAAGUAUUGGCGGAAAACUGCACCCAAGCGCGGCUAGACUGUCCCCGUGAGUGGGACAGCCUGAUACCUACCCUGAUCGAUGCAAUCGGUUCUCAAAACUCAAUAGCCCAACACCGUGCUCUCCUGAUCCUCCACCACGUAGUGAAAACCCUCGCCUCAAAGCGCCUUGCUGCCGACAAGCAACUCUUCGAACAAUUAACCACCAACAUGUUCAACUUCAUUCUAAACCUCUGGAAUACCUUCACCGAAUCCUUCCUCAUUCUCCUUUCACAAGGUGCUGACGAGCCCCAAGUGCUAGAGGCCCUGGAGAAGGCCCUCCUCCUCCUGCGAAUUCUGCGAAAUCUUCUGGUCAACGGUUUUCCAAAUCUGUCGAAAUCCGAAGACGCCAUUAUGUUCCUCAAAGUCACAUUCUCCCGAGCGAAAGCUGCCCUCGAGUGUCGAAAAACAAUGAUGUGUCGAGAGAUGCAAAUCACCUCGUGCGAAAAAUUUAUCAUUCAACUGACGAAAGUAAUGCUCGGGACACUGGAGCGCCACCCAAGCUGUUACGUCGAGCUCAUCCCCUCAUCCUUAGAAUUUUCAGUGUUUUACUGCUUCACGGAAGCCGGCCAGCCCUUCGUCUUCGAGAAAUUUGUCAUCCAGUGCCUGAACAUUAUGAAGGACAUUCUGAUAAAGCCCGACUACAUGGUCGAACGUCCCCUAGGUAUAAUCAUCUCCAAAGACUCGGACGGCCCAAAAGAUCGUCUAGCCUAUCGAGGUGAGCAGCUCAAAGAAGAAUUCUUCACACCGGAGAUCCUCAAGGAGAUCAGCUCCUGGUUGGUCACCAGGUACUUCCUACUAACCCAGUCCGACCUGGAGCUCUGGAACACCGAUCCCGAGAAUUACGCAGUGGACGACUCCAGGGACUCCUGGAAGUACAGUCUUCGUCCCUGCGUGGAAUCCCUAUUCCUUUCCUUCUUCCCUCAAUUCCGAAAGCAACUAGUCUCAAUCCUAGUGGAGCUCAUGCAGAGGUAUCACCAACCCGUGGACCCCAAUGAUUUUCACGGAAUGCUCUUGAAGGACGCUGUCUAUCACGCCAUCGGUCUCGCUGCAUCUGACCUCUACGACGACGUUGACUUCAACACUUGGUUCUCCACGACGUUAAAGCAGGAGAUGAAGGUUUCCAACAGUAACUACAGAAUCGUUAAGAGAAGGGUUUGCUGGUUGAUCGGUAAGUGGAUAGGUGUGAACUUCAGUGGGAACUUGAGGCCAGAGUUGUAUAAAAUGAUAAUGGAAGCCCUUGGGCCCGAGGUAGAUCUCGUUGUGAGAAUUGAGGCAAGUGAUACCCUCAAACGAGCACUCGAUGAUUGGCAAUUUGACAGGGCAGAUUUUGCUCCAUACCUCGAGACAUCGUUCAAUCUUCUCUUCAAUUUACUGAGGGAAGCCACCGAGUGCGACACAAAGAUGCAGGUCCUCUACGUAAUCUCCUUCAUGAUUGAGAGGAUUGGUGAGCACAUAAAGCCCUAUCUGGCUGCAUUCACGAAUUAUCUGCCAUCCUUGUGGCAGAUCUCUGAGGAUCACAAUAUGCUGAGGUGCGCAAUUAUCUCGACUCUUGUACAUUACGAGAAAGCCUUGGGACCUGAGAGUGCCAUCCUGGAACCUGUUAUCGUUGGUAUGAUUGCUCUGAGUUGUGAUAUGAAUCAGGACGCCCAUGUCUAUCUCCUCGAGGAUGGCCUGCAGCUGUGGCUUGCACUCCUCGAGAACACACCAGCCAUAACUACAGGAGUCAUUGAUCUCCUCAGGAAUAUGCCAGCUCUUCUUGAUGCGGGACUCGACCAAGUCACGUUGAAGCCGGCUGUCUACGUUAUUCAGGAUUACGUGGUGCUGAGUCCUGAAACAUUCCUUGGAGAUAUCGGAGCUAGUAUUAUCGAGGGCAUCAAGGGCAUCAUGGGGGAUCUCAGGGAGCAGGAUCUCAGGAUGAUUUUCGAUAUGCUGGAGAAGAUUCUGAAGGUGCUGCCUGAGGAGGGGCCACAUAUCAUUAAGCCUCUUUUACCCAGGACUUUCAAUAUUAUUUACGUCUCGGAGGAGUCCACCAACCCUAGAACUCUUAAUAAUGCACUCAAGAUAUUUGCCAGGGUGUUGUUGAAUUCCAGAGAGGUGUUUUCCCAGGUUGUGAGUGAACUCACGAGUGAAACCGGUGGCAAUGCCACUAGUGAAACUGUGCUAGGAAGACUCAUUGAGGUCUGCGCGAUUGAUCACCGUGGGUUGAAUGAGGAUGUUAAGUUGAUUGGGCUUGCUUUGUGCUCGCUCCUUGAUAUUAAUAGUCCUGCUGUGGUUUUCCAACAGUUUUCGAAAAUUAUCGCGUACCUCACGGAUGGACUUAACGAUAUCAUGGCAAAUGAGGAUGAUUCUAAACCUGAGGUCGAUACUCUUGUUUAUGAUAAUUGCUCACCUGGUGAGGAUUGUUAUAGGGAGGACACGCCGGAGGGCAGCGUCAAGAACGAAUUACGCAAGAUCAAAAUGAACGAUAUUGUUCACACCGUGUGUCUCAGGCAAACACUCGAAAAUCAGAUGAUCGCACUUCGAAAGGUCAUGAGUCAAAAUCAAUUCGACCAAAUGAUUGCAUCUCUAAAACCCGACAUUAAUCAGCAGCUCAGAGAGUACAUCGCUUUCUGAUUUCAAUGGCAUGACUGAGAGCCAGUCUCCGUCGCAACUAAAAACUCUAACAUAAUGGAGUGAAGAUGAAGUAACGAAUUUCAACUAACACGAAUGAGUAUGAAAUGAAUUUAAAGAAGCGCUGCGAUUUUUUAAAUUGUACUGCAAAGUAAAUAUAGCAAGUGAUAAAAAAAGAAAGAAAAGCUUUUACGAGGGCCGUUGCAUUGUAAAACGACACUAUUCGAUUGUAUAUUAUCUGUUUCACUGUAUACUAUAAUGUUGAUAAUAAAAACUCGACAAGCGUCAGUGAUUUUUCUUAAUUCA
Molecule: messenger RNA, 3608 nt
Organism: Fopius arisanus
Lineage: Eukaryota; Metazoa; Arthropoda; Insecta; Hymenoptera; Braconidae
Gene: Impbeta11
Product: importin beta11
Biological process (GO): protein import into nucleus
Cellular component (GO): nuclear envelope; cytosol
Molecular function (GO): small GTPase binding
Source: RefSeq, a predicted model, not a curated record